Molecule: messenger RNA, 1599 nt
Organism: Monascus purpureus
Lineage: Eukaryota; Fungi; Ascomycota; Eurotiomycetes; Eurotiales; Aspergillaceae
Source: the annotation of a GenBank genome assembly
AUGGAAGAAGAACUUCCCGGAACCUGGACGCUCGUGGAUGAUGGAAAUAUCGUCCUCAAUCCUACUCCAACCCAGUCCCCAAAUGACCCGCUCCGCUGGAGCUGGUCGCGCAAGUACUGGCAUGCCAUGCUGGUCUGUUUCAUGGCCGGUCUAACAGCCGCCACUGCAAAUGAUGCCGGCAGUGCAUCGACGGGCCAAAACGAAGAACUCGGAAUCACCUACGGCUCCGAAAAUACCGGCGCGGGUAUCUUGUUUGCCUCGAUUGGCGUCACGACGUAUCUCCUCUCUCCAAGUUCCUGGCUGUAUGGCCGUCGUAUUUCUUACCUGAUCUGCAUGCUUCUUGGAGCUGGAGGGUCGGUCUGGUUUGCCCGUGUUCAGAACACACAGGACUCCAUUUGGAAUCAGCUUUUCAUAGGGGCCUCGGAAGCUUGUGCGGAGGCUAACGUGCAGCUGUCGCUUUCGGAUCUGUUUUUCGAGCAUCAGCUUGGUAGCGUCAUUGGAGUCUACGUCCUGGCAACCAGUAUCGGCACGUACCUGGGUCCCUUGAUCGCGUCCUACAUAGCAGACGGCCCCCUUGGAUGGCGAUGGAUUGGGUGGAUGGCCGUUAUUUUCAACGGGGCCACGUUCCUCAUCUGUCUUUUUACCCUGGAAGAAACGGUAUUUGAGCGUCCAUCUGAUGAAUCCACACCGAUGAUCAAUCCCGACGAAUAUCGCACUGAGAAGAAUGCUGGCGAGCAGUCGGGUUUAUCCGACAAGAAUGCCAAAGAGGAUGUCUCUCCAGCCUCGAUCGAGAUGGGCGCGGGUAGCUCUCUUGCCAUGGAUAAACCAAAGUCAUACUGGCAGCGCAUCGCAAUCAUCACCCCAGCCUCCAAUCUGAAGGGCACGGGAUUCAAACAAUACAUGUCCCGCCUGUUUCACACCUUGCGCCUGUUCAGCUUCCCGGCUGUCGUCUUCUCGGGAUUACAGUGGGGUGCACAGGAUGCCUGGCUGAGUUUCUAUUUAACCCUAGAGGAAGACUACUGGGUGGAAUCACCAUGGAACUACGGAGAUGCAGCAGACGGCAUUAUGAACGUCCCCUGCAUCAUCGGUGCCUUCCUGGGCUGCAUGUACGGCGGCUACUGCUCCGACGUAUUCGUUAUCUGGAUGGCGCACCGCAACAACGGAGUCCGCGAGGCAGAACAGCGCCUCUGGUUUCUGAUCCCAUGCGCCUGCAUCAGCUCCGCGGGCAUGUUCGUCUUCGGUAUCGGGACUGCAUACGAGUGGUCCUGGCCGGCUCCGUAUGUGGGCCUGGGCUUAAUCGGAUUCGGCUGGGGCUGCGUGGGCGAUCUAUCCAUGACGUACUGUGCGGAAUGCUACAGUCUGACUAUUCUGGAGGGGAUGGCGUGCAUUUCCGUGAUCAACAACCUGAUGGCGUGUAUUUUCACGUUCUGCGUGGAGCCGUGGCUGGACACGGGCGUCAAGACGACGUUUAUUGCGUUGGGGGUGCUUGAUUUUGCCAUUAUCAUGUUGUCUGUGCCGAUGAUUCUGUGGGGGAAGAAGUUCAGAGCGUGGACGAAGGAUCGGUAUUUCCGCUAUGUGCAGAUUCGGGAUUCGAUCUAG